CACAUCUUCAGAAUCGGGAAUACAAGUUCUAAAAUUCAUGGACGCAGCAGCUUCUUCUUCCUAUGGUGGCCCUGCAAUUCGCCUCCCCCAUUUUUCAUCGUCCAAAUGCGUCAGGCUUCAGAAGAUUUCCUUUUACUCUGCACCUUCGAAAGGUGAUGGGUCUUUCGCAUUUGCUUCUCCAAAAGUUCUGGGCUCAGGCAAUAGAAUAAGCAGCAACAGGAUGAGCAAAAAACAAGAGAGGAAAGCAACCAAUUCGUCACGAGAAAAGGAGAUUAUAGCCCUUUUUAGACGGAUACGGAUUGCAAUCUCUUCAACAGAAUCCCGUGGAAGCGCCGAGGACGCCUCAUCGCAGAAGAAAAGGGCAACAAUCCACUCUGUUUCAGGGAAGGCUAAGAACAAGGAGAAAGUGAAGCAGGAGGAAACAAAGCGGAAGCAAGGAAUGCUGGAGAAGCAGGUUUCACAAAGCACUGUGCAAGGGGGAAUAGCAGAGUUCAAGACGAAUCGACCACCAACUAACUUCAUGAGAAGGUCGCCAAUACCAUCUACGUCGGCUCCCAGGGUAAUGGAUAAUGAGCUCGAUGAUGGAAACUCAGCAACACAAGGUGACAAGUUGGAAAACCAAAAACUAGAGCAAAUGAAGCUGGCUCAGCUGAAGGAACUGGCCAAGUCAAGGGGAGUGAAAGGGUACUCCAAGUUGAAGAAAAGAGAGCUUGUUGAAUUCCUGAAAUACAGCAACUGUUAAAACUAACUGUCGAGAUUUUUCAGACCAAUGUACCUACCAUUCUUGGAUCGAGCUGCUAAAUAUACGUCAUAAUUUGACAACCCGAAUGUAUUGAUGGACCAAACAAAAGAGGUAAUGUAACACUUCAGCUACCAGCGAUUCAAAAUCUCUCCCAGAAUAUUCAAAACUUCCAAAUCUCAGGAAGCCUGUGAAAAGGAAAUACAACUAUCCCAAAUUUGAGCAGAUCAGUGAAGAAAUGACUUAAGAUCCGAUGUUUUGGGCCUUGUUAAGAAUAACUCCUUCAUAUUUGACCUGGAACCACUUCAUGGCAUCUUCCUUUGUAACUCUGUGUUGGAUCCCAACACGUGCCUUGCACCUGCGGCGACGAGCCACUCUGUAUCCCGGGCGCUCAAGGACAACAAAGAAGUCCAUACCAUAAAUACCAGUUGAUGGAUCAUAUCUGCAUGAUAUAAUGAACAACACAAUCAGUUAUGAGACAGAAGGUCUAAUUAGCAGGGAACAACUUAAACAAGAAAGAAGAUGAGCAAGACAUUGUAAUUAUGAUAGUAACAACAUGAAGAAACAGACUAACAAGAUAACCUAAUAGCAGUAGGAAUCUGACACUAUUCAUAUCAAAAGAAAAGUUAAAAAAUAACUAUUGCCCCA
Messenger RNA from Linum trigynum, 1387 nucleotides. The record is from the annotation of a GenBank genome assembly. NCBI's taxonomy places the organism in Eukaryota, Viridiplantae, Streptophyta, Magnoliopsida, Malpighiales, Linaceae.